Rhopalosiphum padi (bird cherry-oat aphid) is the source of this 2860-nucleotide messenger RNA. It is a transcript of the gene carmine, whose product is annotated as AP-3 complex subunit mu-1. The transcript has 10 exons. Gene Ontology annotation, biological process: intracellular protein transport; endocytosis. Gene Ontology annotation, cellular component: cytoplasmic vesicle; clathrin adaptor complex. Lineage: Eukaryota; Metazoa; Arthropoda; Insecta; Hemiptera; Aphididae. Bases 235 to 1494 code for a protein of 419 amino acids. The record is from RefSeq and is a predicted model, not a curated record.
AAAAUAACAGGUUCUCUGAGCAAACGUAUAAUCUUUAUUCUAUUUUGUGCUCUCUGUAGUUAAAUCCAUAUUCCAUAGUCUAUAGUCUAUGUAAUGAUCCUGUAUUGAUAAUCAAAUAUUGUUUAAGACUUUUAAAAUACUUAAUUUAAUACACAAAUUGUAUUUAACUCAUAGUCAUAUUUUUUUUUCAUACAAAUUUGUUAACUUGUGAUAAUUUUAUUUAUUCUUUCAAUCAUGAUUCAUAGUUUAUUUAUUAUAAAUUCUGCUUGCGAUGUUUUUAUAGAAAAACACUGGAAAAGUAUUAUUUCGCGAUCAGUUUGUGAUUACUUUUUUGAUCAGCAUCGAAAAGCUAUCAAUCCAGAAGACAUUCCCCCAGUUAUAGCUACACCACAUCAUUAUUUGAUUAGUAUCUAUCGAUGUGGUCUGUAUUUUGUAGCUGUUUGUAUGACAGAAGUUCCACCAUUAUUUGUCAUAGAAUUCUUACAUAGAGUAGUUGAUACGUUUGAGGAUUACUUUUCAGAAUGUUCUGAAAAUGUUGUUAAAGACAAUUAUGUUGUUGUUUAUGAACUUUUAGAUGAAAUGUUAGACAAUGGCUUUCCAUUAGCUACUGAGUCAAAUAUUCUAAAAGAGCUUAUUAAACCUCCUAACAUUCUUCGAACAAUUGCCAAUUCUGUCACUGGAAAAUCUAAUGUAAGUGCAACAUUACCCAGUGGUCAAUUAUCUAACGUUCCAUGGAGAAGAUCAGGUGUAAAAUAUACUAAUAAUGAAGCUUACUUUGAUGUAAUAGAAGAAGUAGAUGCCAUUAUUGAUAAAGGUGGUUCCACUGUAUUUGCUGAAAUUCAAGGAUAUAUUGAUUGCAGCAUAAAACUUACUGGAAUGCCUGAUCUUUCAUUAUCAUUCAUGAACCCUCGACUUUUUGAUGAUGUGAGCUUCCAUCCUUGUGUCCGAUUCAAAAGAUGGGAGUCUGAAAGAAUUUUAUCAUUUAUACCUCCGGAUGGUAAUUUCCGAUUAAUGUCAUAUCAUAUUGGUUCACAAGGAAUAGUUGCUAUUCCAAUUUAUAUACGACAUAUGCUUGCGUUAAAGGAAACAACUACGGGUAGUGGUCGCCUUGAUAUAACUGUUGGGCCAAAACAAACACUUGGAAGAACAAUCGAAAAUGUUAUCAUAGAGGUACCUCUGCCUAAAAGUGUGUUAAACUGUACACUUAUUCCUAACCAGGGUAAACAUUCAUUUGAUCCUGUUUCUAAAGUUUUGACUUGGGAGGUUGGGCGAAUAGAAACUGCUAAACUUCCAAAUAUAAAAGGAACUAUUAGUCUGCCUGUAAGCACAGUUGUUACAGAUUCAAACCCUGUUAUUAAUGUGAAAUUUACUAUCAAUCAAUUAGCAUUAUCUGGACUAAAGGUUAACCGUCUCGAUAUGUAUGGUGAAAAAUAUAAACCAUUUAAAGGUGUAAAAUAUAUUACAAAAGCUGGAAAAUUUCAAGUGAGGAUGUAAUAUUUACAUUAAUCUAACAAAUUAUAAUUAAUAUAUAUAAAAUAAAAAUUAUUAUAUAAACAUUUUUUAUAUUUAAAAAUUAAAUAUUUACAAAUAAUAUUAUUUUGUCAUUCAUAAUCUGUAUAAUAUUAAUAUUAUAAAAUCCACAAUUUAAUAUUAUUAAAUCUUAGUUAUAUUAUUGAUAUAUUUUUACUUUAAACUGUUAAAUAUUAUGAAUAUUGAUUUUUUUGUUAUUUAUAUCUAAUUAGUAAAUAGAAAACUAUCAAAAAUCCACAGUAAUAUUAAGAAAAAAUGUAAUCUGUAUCAUUAAUUUAUUUUGUUUAAUAAAUUAUUUUUAAAAAAUAUAUAAUUUUUCCUUAUUUAAGCAAAUGUAAAUUUAAAUUAUAUAAUUUCAUUUAAUUAAGCCAUAGUGAUUAUUAGGACUCAGAUUUAUAUGUAUAUAAAUAUUUUCACUGUGACUUGAUAAAUUAAUUUAGGUGAGUGAUAAAUUCGUUUCAAUGGAUUUCCAAUGAAAUUAACUAUAUUUUAUUUUACAUAUUUUUACAUAUUUCUCAAUAAUUUCAUUUUUUCCUACAUAUUUCGAUAAUUUGUUCAUUUACGAUUUUUUAAUAAUUAUUAAUUAUAUGCGACUGUAUUUUUCAAUACAGACAAUUUCCCAUGUUUCCAAAAGUACAAAAUAGUAUAACAAAAUAAUACCAAUUAUUGAACUUAAUCUACGGUAGAUAUAACUUACUCCUUCAGACAUAGUCAAAAUGCAAUACUGUCCAAUAACAUAUUAACAUCAGUGGAAGCCGAAAGAUCAUUUAGUCGGUAUAAGAUAAUUUGACGACCAAAUCGAAGAUCUUUUGAAUUUCAAAAUUUCAAAAUGGCUGUUAUCAUAAAUUGUAAUCAAGAUAAUUAAAAUUUUUAUUUUUUUUUACCUUUUUUUAUUUAUAUUUUAUAAUUUGUAACACCUUUAUUUUAAUAAUUUUACUAUUUAAAAUAUAAUUUAUUUCAUUAGAAACUCAUAUGGAUAUAUUAUAUAAUUAAAUAUUAAUAAAUAAAUCAUAUUAGAAAAAUACAUAUUUUGAGUUUUUUAGCACAUAUUUAUGUACAUAUUUUGCUAACAUAAUAUUUUGGUUUCAUAAAUACAUAUAAAUCCGAGUCCUAGUGAUUAUGAUUAUGAUUACUUUUCGUAUGCAUAUUAAUUACUUUGAAAGAGCUAAUAUUUUCUCAUUGAAAUGUUUAAGGGGCCCUCGUACAAUAUUGUUUAAAUAAAUUACACUAAAAAAAAAAUAAUAAUAAAGAAUUAACUUUUGUUUUCAUCUUUAUCUAUAAUAAUUAUAAUGUGUAAAGUUGGAGCAUGUAAUAUAAUAUGCCUUAAGCA